ACGAGACUUGACAAUUAUGAUGCGCCUGACGUCGCCAACAUCGCUAUCAGCAAUGGUCUUUAUGAGGAAGCUUUUGCAAUCUUCAAAAAAUUCGAAGUAAACACAUCUGCUAUUCAGGUUCUCAUUGAUCAAGUAAAGAACCUAGAUCGCGCUUAUGAAUUUGCCGAACGUUGUAACGAACCGGCUGUCUGGAGCUUGCUAGCCCAGGCACAAUUACGAGAUGGCUUCAUCAAAGAGGCCAUUGAUUCAUAUAUACGCGCCUCGGACCCCAGUCGCUUUCUAGAUGUAUGCAAGAUCGCCUCAGAUACUGACAACUGGGAAGAUUUAGUUCGUUACUUACAAAUGGCUCGGAAGAGGACCCGUGAGGCAUUUAUUGAAUCAGAAUUGGCAUUUUCUUAUUCGAAAACGAAUCGUUUAGCUGAUUUAGAAGAAUUUAUUUCCGGUCCGAAUCACGCAAAUCUCACUCAGGUAGCUGAGCGUUGUUUCGAUGCCAAGAUGUACGAGGCAGCUAAGAUUCUAUUUAACAAUGUCAGCAACUUCUCCCGCCUAGCAAUAACUCUGGUGCAUUUGGGAGAAUAUCAGGGAGCUGUUGAUGCCUCACGAAAAGCCAACUCAACACGCACAUGGAAGGAAGUUUGUUUUGCUUGUGUUGAUCACAAAGAAUUCAGACUAGCACAGAUGUGCGGCUUGCAUAUUGUGGUUCACGCUGAUGAGCUUGAAGAAUUAAUCAUAUAUUACACACAAAGAGGUCACUUCGAAGAACUUAUUCAGCUUUUGGAGGCCGGCCUUGGUCUCGAGAGGGCUCAUAUGGGCAUGUUUACAGAACUAGCAAUUCUUUAUUCGAAGUUCAAGCCGGAUAGAAUGCGUGAGCAUCUCGAGCUUUUUUGGUCUCGCGUCAACAUUCCAAAGGUACUAAGGGCAGCUGAGCAGGCUCAUCUCUGGUCAGAGCUUGUUUUUCUAUACGACAAGUAUGAGGAAUACGAUAACGCCAUUCUGACCAUGAUGAAGCAUCCAAGCGAGGCAUGGCGUGAAAAUCAUUUUAAAGACAUCAUUACAAAGGUCGCCAACGUUGAACUCUACUACAAAGCCAUUCAAUUCUAUCUUACUUAUAAGCCUCUUUUACUUAACGAUUUGAUGAAUGUUCUUAUACCUCGAUUGGAUCAUACUCGAACAGCAAACUUCUUCACGAAGCAGGGACAUAUUGCUUUGGUAAAGCCAUACCUCCGUUUUGUACAAGAUAAUAAUGCCAAUAACAAGUCGGUCAACGAGGCACUUAAUUCUCUUCUUAUGGAGGAGGAAGAUUUCCAGGUAAUUUUUUGA
Messenger RNA from Protopolystoma xenopodis, 1320 nucleotides. The record is from the annotation of a GenBank genome assembly. NCBI's taxonomy places the organism in Eukaryota, Metazoa, Platyhelminthes, Monogenea, Polystomatidea, Polystomatidae.